UGAGCAGUCUUAUAUAACAAUAUUAAUGAACAAGAAUUUGCAUCAAUUUCUGAUCUAUCAUACAUAUAACAUACAUAAAUACAUAUGUGAACAGGUUUCUUCUAUAGUCUAUGUAACCCAUAUGAUCGACCAUCUAAUUGUCAUUACAAAUACAUUAACUACAAUCAAUAUUUUAUUGUAGCUAUAUUUGCUGUUUUGUAAUUAUUUUUCUUUUUAGCAAUGGCAGACCAAUACGAUAAUUUAUCUUGGAAAGAAGUAAGAGACUUAUUCAGAACAUGGAGAGAAGACAAUGAAAGAAGAAGUAAAGAUGUAGUGGAUUUAUGGGAAUCAAAAUUAAUGGAAAAAAUUGAUCAACUUGGCAAUGAAAAGUAUCUAGUUUUGGAACAAGUUUGUAUGGCAGCAUUGGAUUGUUAUCAGCUUUCCUUAGCAGAAUGUUGCAUUAAAUUAUUGAAGAGAGAAUUUCCUAGUAGUUUAAGAGUUCAUAAAUAUCAUGCAAUGCAUUUGGAAGCCUUGGAAAUGUAUAAUGAAGCAUUAGAAGUUUUGGAGACUAUCAUAAAAAGAGAUGAAACUAAUGCAGCACCAAGAAAACGUUAUAUAGCUAUAUUAAAAGCAAAAGGUCGAAUACCAGAAGCUAUUAAAGAGCUUACAGAAUAUUUGAAAAAAUUUAUGAGUGAUCAAGAAGCAUGGCAUGAAUUAUGUGAUCUGUAUUUACAAGAACAAGAAUAUUCUAAAGCUGCAUUUUGUAUGGAAGAACUUAUUCUGCAUAAUCCACAUAGUCAUUUAAUUUAUCAAAGAUAUGCAGAAAUAAAGUAUUCUCAGGGUGGAUUUGAAAAUAUGGAGUUAGCAAAAGCAUAUUUCUGUCAGGCAGCCAAGUUAAAUCCAAAUAAUAUUAGAGCUUUAUAUGGUUUACUAUUGGCAUCAAAUAACAUUGCUACAUCUCCUAAAUGUCCUUCUUCUAAAAAGAAAGAUGCAAUAAAAUUAAGUGAAUGGGCAGCUAAUCAAAUUGAAGAACAAUAUAAGUCAAAAGUUUCAGAUGAACAUGUUGAUGCAGUAGAAGGAUUAUUAGGACAAUUACAACUUGAUGCAUAGGAACAGAAAUUUGUAUUUAUGUGUAUGUUUAAGUACUGUAUCAUAUGUAAAUGUACUAUCCACCCUUCACAAUAUACAUGUGUAAUUUAUUAUAUGUCAAUUAGAAAUUUUUACAUAAUUAAUUCUUAAUGGUGGAAGUAAACUUACACAGAUACAGUGGUGUGGCGAAAGUUGGACAUGAUUCUUGGAAGUUGACCGUCGAUAUAUCCACCAAUUCAUAAAUCUGACUUUCGGUGUUACAUAUCUAAAAUAAACAAAUUUAACAACAAA
Molecule: messenger RNA, 1359 nt
Organism: Osmia lignaria (orchard mason bee)
Lineage: Eukaryota; Metazoa; Arthropoda; Insecta; Hymenoptera; Megachilidae
Product: ER membrane protein complex subunit 2
Molecular function (GO): protein binding
Source: RefSeq, a predicted model, not a curated record